AUUUAAAGCCGAGGUUCAUGACAAGCAUACUUUAAAUAACUUUCUUCACCUUGAUCUACUCAACUUUAUCAUGAGAGGAAGUUCCCUCCAACUUCUCCUCAUUUUUGUUCUCCUUUUAUUGUGCUUGAAACCAACUGUUGAAAACCAUUGGGGAGUGCGAGAUGCUAUCCAAGGCUGCAUAGAGCAAGAGAGACAAGCACUUCUCAAGAUUAAGGAAGACCUUAUUGAUGACUAUGGCCAUCUUUCUUCUUGGAGUACUGAGGAGAAGAAAAAAGAUUGUUGUAAAUGGAGGGGAGUCUAUUGUAGCAACCAAAUGGGCAAUGUAAUCAUGCUUAAGCUCAAUGCCUUGACCUUUCCUCCAAAGCCUUUGAGAGGCCAAAUUCCAACGGGCCCUCAACUCAAUACAUUUACUGCCACUGCAUAUGAGGGAAACCCAGGUCUCUGUGGACCUCCACUUCCAAAGAACUGUUCAGGAGAAGAAACUACUCAAAACUCAAACAGGAGCAAUGAGCAUGAUGGCAAGCAAGAUGAUGAAGAUGGGUUUAUAACCCCGGGGUUUUAUGUUAGUGUGGCUCUUGGCUUUUUUGCUGGUUUCCGGGGAGUUUUUGGCACAUUAGUACUGAACAGGUCAUUGCAAUUAGCCUUUUUCAAGUGUUUGAACGAUUUUAAAGACUGGUUAUAUGUGGCGAUAUCAGUGAAUAUGACCAGAUUGCAAAGGCAGCUUCAAAAGCUAAUCGGUGUUGCUAUCCGACUUUAGAGUACUUUUCUUUGGGAGAUAUGUAAACUUUGUGAACUCUGUGCUUUUUGUGCACUUUGUGUUUGGUAUUUGUGUUAGAGCAGGCGUGUGCUUCAAAAAAAGACUUGUUGAAGAUUGAUAAUAAUUUGAUAUGUACCUUAAUUUCAGUCUCAACAUAGUCACUUUAGAUUUGUUUACCCUAAAAUUUUUAUUGUCGCACGUGUUAUGAUAAUUGCUAAAAUUAUUUGCUUUAAA
Quercus robur (English oak) is the source of this 991-nucleotide messenger RNA. Its product is annotated as receptor-like protein EIX2. The transcript has 3 exons. Bases 71 to 757 code for a protein of 228 amino acids. The record is from RefSeq and is a predicted model, not a curated record. Lineage: Eukaryota; Viridiplantae; Streptophyta; Magnoliopsida; Fagales; Fagaceae.